AUGUUAAUAUUUAUUUAUUGCCUGCUACCCACAAAGAUUUCUGUAAUAAAUCUUAAAUUUAUGAAUAGCAUAUUAAGACAAUCUAAAUAUUNUUUAUUUCUUUGGAUUAUUAUAAAUAAGGAACUUUGAAAAAUAUUUUUAAUAAAUUUAGGAAUCAUAUCCCAUUGAACAUAGUAAGGAAAAUUAUGGAAUAAUUAUUAAAUGGUAAAAUAUUUUUAUAUACACUUCAGGUUUGGAUCAUCUUCAUUCUAAUGGAAUUAUGCAUAGAGAUAUCUAACCAGAAAAUAUUAUAGUUACUAAUUUUGAUGAGAUUUAAAUUAAGAUUGCUAAUUUUACUCUUUCUGUUUUUGGUGAAUAGUUUACUAGAUUUUGUGGAAAAAAAUGUUAUGCGGCACCUGAAGUUGUUAAUCAUUUUAUUCAUACAAAUAAGUGUGAUAUUUAUAGUGCAGGAGUAGUAUUUUAUGAAUUGUUGAAUUGUAAACAGAUUUAGAGACAUUUUGAUCCUUAAAUUGCUUGCAUUGAAUUAAAAAAAUAAGGAUUAAAUGACUAAGCAGUAGAUUUAGUCACAUAAAUGUUAGACAUUGAUCCAAUCAGGAGAUUAAAUAUAGAUGAUUGCUUAAGUCACAAAUUUUUUACUGAUGAAGAAUCCUAAGUCUCAAAUUAGUAAUAUAUAUAAUUAUGAUUUAGUAAGUAUCUAUUAAAUAAGAAUUAAGUGAACCCCAAGCUAUCUUAAAUUAAUAAUUGUUGA
Molecule: messenger RNA, 748 nt
Organism: Paramecium pentaurelia
Lineage: Eukaryota; Ciliophora; Oligohymenophorea; Peniculida; Parameciidae
Source: the annotation of a GenBank genome assembly